Lolium perenne is the source of this 887-nucleotide messenger RNA. RefSeq lists its product as uncharacterized. Lineage: Eukaryota; Viridiplantae; Streptophyta; Magnoliopsida; Poales; Poaceae. The record is from RefSeq and is a predicted model, not a curated record.
AUAUAUACAUGGACAUGGGCUAGAUCGAUGAUAUCCUGCUCCAAACAACAGAACCACAGCCACCUAUAUCGGCACGUCGUCAAAGCUUGUCAAUUAAUGGGUGCCAAGCUCCCAGCCGACGUACAGCUCUCCCAGGUGGCCAAGCUAGGCUCCCUCCUGCUCCUCUUCCUCCUUGCGCCGCUGGUGCCUUCCUUCCUCAGAGUUUCCUACUUCUACUUCCUCUUCAACGUCAUCGUCCUCGGCCUGGGCAUCCAGGCCGGCCUCCUCCGCGGCGGCAGCGUCAUAGGCGUCAUAACCACCACUUCCUCCACACCACGCGCCGAUGACAGGUCACCGAGCGAUCAGACAGGCACGCCCAUCAGCAUCGGGGCUUCGCCGUUUCAGAGGCCGAGAUCCGUCCAGCAGCCCAGCGUCGUCGAGCAGAAGUCGGCUGCAGAUGCUCCCGUGGUCUCUGUCUUUGGAGCAAGUAUUCCUCUUCCUGUUAUUGACCUGAAGAUCAUUCUUCCUAUUAUUGAGUUGAAGACCAAGACCAAGGAUGUGGUGCUGACGCUGAUGAAGAAGUGCCCGUCCACGGCCAGCAUCUUCUUCCUCAGCGCCCUCGACGGUGGCCAAGUCGACGGCGAGGAGCAGGCGUACGAAGAGGAGAAGAAAGAUAGUAAUAAGGUCGACGUGGACGGCGAUGUGACCAUGAGUCGGCAGGAGCUAUUUGCCAACACCGAGAGGUUCAUCGGAAUGUUCCGCAAGCACCUCAGCAUCGAGAAGCAGUAGCCCUGCUGGAGUGCUGGUAGCUAGCUAGCACAAAUGUGGUUUUUUUUCUUUUCUUUUUAGUUAGAAACUACAUUUGUGAUUAUCGUCCACUUAUAUAUCUUAUCAGUCCUCUUGUUUCA